UGCGCUCUACAGCGUACGUAGUUGAAAGAAUGUAAGAAAAGACGUACUGUUUGACUACAUCACUCUUGUGUUACCCUUUAUUUCCUAUCAUUUUCUUUUCACUUUCCCUUCCUUUUACUCAGUCCCGCAACCCUUAUCUCUUGCAUUUCCUCAAUGACUUCUCCUCAUAAUUUCCCCUUUCCCAAGUAGUUGUUAAAUUUCAAUUCUUUAUCAAGAAUGCUCAUUGACUGCACAGGAUCAUAGCAUUUGAGCUUGUUGUUCGUGGUCAGCUUAGAUUUUUGCGCUGAAAUCUGGAAACCAUUGAAUUCUUUGACUUUACGGCUGAAAUUCAGCUAUGAUGGGAUGUCAAUCGAGCAAAACGAAAGGAGGUGGUCCAGAAUCUUCUUCCCAAGUCAGGACAGAUUCCCAGUUUGAAGCUGACUUGAGCUCUUACGAGGCUGCUUGUAGACAUGAUCCAACUUUGCAACAUUUUGAUGCAACCCUCCAUGAACGUACUAACCAUGUCAUUGGCACACUUGCUGCUGGUUUGGGUGUUCAAUCCUUAUCUUUUGACUCACUCAAAGAGGUUACCGGAUGUCUUCUUGAAACGAACCAGGAAGUGGCCAAAAUCAUUUUAGAAUGUCAUAAAGAUAUAUGGAAAAAUACGGACCUGUUUUCUUUAGUGGAGGAAUACUUUGAGAACAGUAAAAAAACUUUAGACUUUUGUACUGCCCUUGAGAAUUGCCUCAAACGUGCUCGAAACAACCAAUUAAUUAUUCAGUUGGCAGUCAAGUAUUUUGAGGAAGAGGUUGUAUUACAAGUUGGGACUGAUGAGAAGAAAUUUGUGAAGACCUUAGAAGAACUAAGGAAAUUUAAGGCAGCUGAGGAGCCCUUCACCAAGGAGUUCUUUCUACUGUUUGACUCAGUCCGUAGGCAGCAGGAAUCAAUGCUGGGGAAAUUGCUAGUUCGGAAGAGACAGAUUGAUAAAAAAUUGAAAUCUCUGAAAACAUGGAAGAGGGUGUCCAAUGUCUUGUUUGUAGCCACUUUUGUCUCUGUGUUGAUUUUUUCUGUGGUGGCAGCAGCCAUAGCUGCACCGCCUGUUGUAACAGCUUUGGCAGGUGCAAUGGCAGUUCCUAUUGGUUCACUUGGAAAAUGGUGCAACUGGCUUUGGAAGCGCUAUCAGAAUGAGCUGAAAGGGCAGAAGGAGUUAAUAACUGCAAUGGAGAUUGGUGCUCGCAUUACAAUCUAUGACAUGGAAAACAUAAGACUGCUUAUUAGCCGAUUGGAAAUUGAGAUUGAAUCACUAUUGCAUAAUGCCGAUUUUGCACUUAGAGAAGAAGAUGCAGUGAAGCUUGCAAUUGAUGAGAUAAAGAGAAAGUUGGAAGUAUUUAUGGGCACCAUCGAGAAUUUGGGUCGACAGGCCGAUAUGUGUAGCCGUGAUAUUAGGAUGGCGAGGACAGUGAUUUUGCAGAGAAUGACGAGACAUUCUAGCACUUCAACAACUGGAGACAGCGCUUGGGAACUCUAGCACUGACAUAUCAUACUGUGUUUAUGUUGUAUCAAUUUUAUGCUAUAGGUAAUGAAAUUCCACCUCUACUCGUCUGAGUUAGUAGAUCUGGAUUUGAUCCUAUGUAUAACAAUUACAUUUUUCCAAUCUAAUUUCGGUACAUUUUUUUAAAACUA
Durio zibethinus is the source of this 1662-nucleotide messenger RNA. Lineage: Eukaryota; Viridiplantae; Streptophyta; Magnoliopsida; Malvales; Malvaceae. The record is from RefSeq and is a predicted model, not a curated record.